AAUAGCUAGCUGAGACGAAGUCACCACGUUGUUCGCGCCUCGACCAUCGACAAGCAGUUUUUUCGUGUUAAACUCAAUCACGUCCCUCCACCCGAGAAUGGCUCCGAACGAUAGACUCUCGCAAUUCAAGAACCGCGGCAAAGAUUUGGAGACGAACCGCAACCGCCGAAAGGACGACGUCAUCGAGCUUCGUAAGGCUCGCAAAGAUGAACAGCUCUCGAAAAGACGAAACGUCGCGAUGGUGGAACCCACCAGCGACACUGACGAAACCGACCAGCUGGAUCAGUCUUCUCCUCAGCCCGGUCAGAACGUCGCAGUGACCGACAUCGAAAAACUCGUACAAGGAAUGCACUCGAAUGAUCUCGAUGAAGUGUACAGAAGCACGCAUUUGGCUCGAAAAAUCCUCUCUCGUGAAAGGAAUCCGCCGAUUGACAAGUUCAUCGCCUUCAACGCUGUACCCAGACUCGUGCAGCUCCUGGAGCGAGACGAUCGUCCGGACCUUCAAUUCGAAACCGCCUGGGCGCUGACCAAUAUCGCGUCCGGCAACUCCGAGCAAACCGAAUGCGUCGUCAAGUCGGGAUCCUGCGAUCACUUCAUCAGACUCCUCAGUUCCCCCGCCAUCAACGUGGCCGAACAAGCUGUUUGGGCUCUUGCAAACAUAGCAGGAGAGGGUCCGGCAUAUCGUGACAUGAUCAUCGAUCUCGGCGUCGUUCCUGCACUGACUCGUUUGGUCAAGCCGACGGCGGCGCCGUCGUUUUUGGCGAACGUGGCUUGGUGUCUCAGUAACCUCUGCCGAAACAAGAAUCCCCCGCCUCCUCUCCAUGCUAUACAGGCGUGUUUGCCAUCGGUGAAACAGCUCCUGAUGCACGACAGCCCAAGCGUUGUGUCUGACGCGUGCUGGUCUCUAUCGUACAUUUCCGACGGUGACAACGAUCGUAUUCAAAUGGUUCUCAGUCUCGGUAUCCUGGACCGAAUCGUGGCACUUGCGCGCAACUCGAACGAUCGGAACUUGGCGAUCCCCGCUCUCCGCACCCUGGGCAACAUUGUCACUGGGACUGACGACCAAACUCAAGUCGUCAUAGACCACGGAGCUCUUCUAGCGUUCAAACACUUGCUACUGCAUCCCACUCUGAAUCUCCGUAAGGAAGUUUCCUGGGCUUUGUCGAACAUUACGGCCGGGCGCAAGGAGCAAGUCCAGGCCGUCAUCGACAACGGUCUUCUCUCCCUUCUGAUCGAUCUUUUGAAGAACGGCGACUCUAGAACUCAAAAGGAGGCUUGUUGGGCCGUUUGCAACUUGACAUGCUCGGGAACGGUCGAGCAGAUCGCGUGUCUCUUCAAGGAAGGAGGAAUGCAACCGCUCGUCGAUAUGCUCGGCCGGCAAGACACAAAAAUCACUGGCGUGAUUCUGGACUCUAUCCAGAACAUUUUGCGAGCAGCAGAUUCCCUCAAUCGGAAGGAAGCCCUCUGUGAAAUACUCGAAGAAUACGGCUUGGUCGAUCAUCUCGAACGACUCCAAAUGCACAGCAACAUAGAGAUCUAUGAAAUGGCCGCGAAACUGAUCGAAGAACACUGGGGUGGGGAGGAAGACGAGACAGCCGCUCCGGACAGCACCACAGCUGACGGUACCGAGUUCGACUUCAACCCGAAUGGGUCAGACGGAGCAGGCAACCCCCCACCAAUCUCAUUUUAGACAUCCUGGUCCUAUUUGGAAUUUCUCCACUCAAGCUUAGGAAAGUGCUAGAGACGAGCGGAUCAAGGUGACGAAUCAUUCCGGUAGGUCGCUGGGUUUGCUAAGCUAAGUCCAAAUAAAUGUUCAAACUCAUGUGCUUGGCCGCUCCGCCCCUGCAGAGUUUGCGGAUGUUUUCCUUCAGCGAUUUGAUGGAAUCUACCGAAGAGUCUCGGAAAUUCCGGGCAUAUUGUACGAGGAGCUUAUCGAAUCGCCAAUUUUAUCGAGCUCUCGAGGGAAUCCAGAGAAUUCGAUUCGACAUCUCACAAUAGCUGUGUUUAUCUCGAAAUACCAAGUUUUAGCCCUGAUCGUGUUUCGCUGCGACAUUCACCAUGAACAAAUAUGUAUGACAUGGUCCCUCGAUACUGAGAUCGCUGAUGCUCUAUCGCCGUCUGAGUAGGGAUUCCGAGAAUUGAGAGCGUCGUUCCUAGCAAGAUGAAUAAAAUUAUUUGGAGAAACAGGAAUCUUUUCA
Molecule: messenger RNA, 2198 nt
Organism: Galendromus occidentalis (western predatory mite)
Lineage: Eukaryota; Metazoa; Arthropoda; Arachnida; Mesostigmata; Phytoseiidae
Product: importin subunit alpha-5
Exons: 6
Coding region: 98-1690 (530 amino acids)
Biological process (GO): protein import into nucleus
Cellular component (GO): cytoplasm
Molecular function (GO): nuclear import signal receptor activity; protein binding
Source: RefSeq, a predicted model, not a curated record